Molecule: messenger RNA, 687 nt
Organism: Ectocarpus siliculosus
Lineage: Eukaryota; Phaeophyceae; Ectocarpales; Ectocarpaceae
Source: the annotation of a GenBank genome assembly
AUGGAACCUGCAACGGGAUUUGUGGACCUCCACACCGAGUGGCCUCUCGUGAGGAGUACCAACAAGGAGGUUUCAAGAAGUUCACGCGACCGAGGAGAUGACGACGAUGCUACCGUUCGUCGUCAGGACGAGGCGAUGAGCAUCACAUAUGAGGCCGCCAUAGAACGGUACUGCGAGCAGUCGUUCCUGAGCGGUAGUCAGCAGCGGGUCUGUUACUCCAUCGCCCCCUUCGCGGCGGAAGUUGGAAAGUGGCUCGGCAUGGGAGUCUCGCCAGAACGUGUCUGCCGCAAGCUCGGCAAGCGUAACCCGGUGAGCGCUGCCCUUUCUAUGUUCUUCAUUGGUAGUUCUUCUGCUGCUGCAGUUCGGCUAAAUAACAAAGGCACUCAGCAUUCGAUGAAGAUUCUCAAUUGCUACUCCCUCCUGGCGGAAUACGAAGGCCUCAAGGCGAUUUAUUGUCGUCUUCACGCCCCGGGGGCGGCGAAAACCCACGUCCGCGAAUGUUCUAGCGAAAAAAGAACACACCACCGCAAAGAGAGAAACCCCAUCACCCCACAAAUCUCCGCCCAACGACACCCACGCGCACGCAGGAAACGUGUUUCGAUGCGAGGGAUGCGGAGCGACCAUCGAGCGUGGCGGAGGCGUCACUGGAUUGGCGAAGUAGACCACCGUCGGUUCCCCAGGACGUAG